This is a messenger RNA of Dipodomys ordii (Ord's kangaroo rat), 1971 nucleotides long. RefSeq names its product transmembrane protein 74B (gene Tmem74b). Bases 38 to 709 code for a protein of 223 amino acids. NCBI's taxonomy places the organism in Eukaryota, Metazoa, Chordata, Mammalia, Rodentia, Heteromyidae. The record is from RefSeq and is a predicted model, not a curated record. The transcript has a single exon.
CAAGGGGCCAAGGGAUGAACUGGGGUCUUCCUUCCCAAUGGCAUCGAUCCCUGGACUGGAACUGAAGACAUUGAGCAAUGGUCCCCAGGUCCCAAGGCCACCCAGAGUGGGUGUGGAUAAUGCCUGUUUCUCCUCUGAGGAGCAUGAGACUCGAUUCCAGUACUCUGGGGAUGCCAGACUGGGUGGCUCCCCCAGCUCCCCAGGGCAUGUUUCCUCACUGCCCCGGUCUCAGAGGGACGAUUUGUCCCUGCAUUCAGAGGAGGGGCCAGGGUUGGAGCCCAUAAGCCGCCCGGUGGAUUAUGGCUUUGUUUCUGCCCUGGUUUUCCUGGUGAGUGGGAUUCUCCUGGUGGUCACAGCCUAUGCCAUCCCCCGUGAGGCCCGCGUCAACCCAGACACAGUGACCGCGAGGGAGAUGGAGCGCCUAGAGAUGUACUAUGCCCGCCUGGGCACCCACCUGGACAAGUGCAUCAUCGCGGGCCUGGGGCUACUCACAGUGGGCGGCAUGCUCUUGUCUGUGCUGCUCAUGGUCUCCCUGUGCAAGGGUGAGCUGUACCGCCGGCGGACCUUCGUCCCAGGCAGGGGCUCCAGGAAGACCUACGGCUCCAUUAACCUGCGCAUGAGACAGCUCACUGGGGAUGGAGGCCAGGCCCUGGUGGAGAAUGAGGUUGUCCAAGUCUCAGAGACCAGCCACCCCCUCCAGGGCUCUUAAGUAGGAUCACACCCUUGGUGGCUGCUUCAGCUGCAGGUCUAAGGCCCCCAGAGGCCUGAGCUCCACAUAGUGCCCAUGGAAGGAGUCUUGGUGCCAGAGAAGGAGACAGAGCCUGGGCCAGGCCACAUACAUGCAAAGUGCUCACUGAUCUGUUUUGCAGCUUGAGGUUUUGCAUAAGGUUUUGUUUGGAGGGGGAUGGCUUCUGCUGCUAAAAAUACAAAGUUUGGAAACCACUGCUCUUGGAAGAUGAGGUCUCUUGGCAUUUCUGAGGGCUGAGAGUUGUUUGAAAGAUUGCCCAGGCCUGGGGGAAUUCUGAGACCUCCACCAGCCUCUUCUGCCACGGUUUGAUCUUGGCAGGGUAGGGUGGAGGGGGAUUUUGAGCUCUGGCCAUCCACGGUGGCAGAUAGCUUCUUGAAAAUGGGGAUCCCAUUCAGCAUUGGGGUGACUCCUGAAGCAUUCCACUGACUGAACUAUAAUCUCCCCCACUACAGACAGCUGUUAGGCUUGUCCAUAAAGUGAGAGGUUAAACUGCACAAACCCUUAGGGCCAGCUCUGCCCUGGAAAUGAGAACCCCCCAACUCUGACCUGGGCCAUUCCUCCAAGGACCAGCAGGCACGAGUUAUUCUCAGUGACACAUUCUGGCCCACCCUUGGUGAUCACCACUUGGUGACUCAGGAGUGGUGAUCUUAGGCCUUCUAGAGUCCUUUGGUCCAGUUGGGCUAAAUCUAUCAUUUGCCAAAACCUUAGUUUUGGUCUUGGGGUAUCACUUCCCGUAGUGCAGGUGAGUGGGAGGCCGUGAGGGCUUUGCUGUGUCUGUGGCACAAGGUGGGCCAUUGUCACUUCCUUUCGCAACCGUGUGUCCCUAGGAAUUGACCUCAUCCUGGUAGUAAAAAAUGUUGUUUUUCUUUUAAAGAAUUUUUUUAAAUGCUGAAUUUGUAGCAAACUAUAGAUAUGAUCCCUGAAAGUAUACCCUGAAGGUAUAAAUGCUGAAUUUGUAAUCUUUAUUUCUCCUCUUAGUAGUUAACAUGCAGCCACAUUUGGGGAGAAAUCAGGCACUUUUAGGUAGAUACUCCAGCCAUAUUGAUCACUGUUUGUUUUUGGUCCUGUGGAAAUUUUGCCCCAAACUCCCUUUAAACUUCUAACAGGGAAGGGACACAGAUUCUAAGGGCAAGGGGCUGUGGGUGUGUAAGGAUUGGGGGCUUCCAGAGCCCAUACCGUCUAAGCCACUGGUGAGUUGUUUUGGUGAUCCCCUAGGGGCUGAG